Molecule: messenger RNA, 1569 nt
Organism: Aegilops tauschii subsp. strangulata
Lineage: Eukaryota; Viridiplantae; Streptophyta; Magnoliopsida; Poales; Poaceae
Product: phosphatidate cytidylyltransferase 4, chloroplastic
Cellular component (GO): membrane
Molecular function (GO): transferase activity, transferring phosphorus-containing groups
Source: RefSeq, a predicted model, not a curated record
AGCUCUGGCCAAAAAUCAACGGUAGCGAAAAUUCCUUGCUCGCAUCGAACUCUCCGCCCGACCUGACCCCCACCCAUCUCCCAUGGCGGCGGCGGCGGCGGCGGUGACGGUGACGGCCACCCGCCUCCACCCUCCUCUCGUCCUCCACUCCGCCGCACGGCCCCAGCCCACUCUCCGCCUCCGCCUCCUCCUCCCCACCCCACCGCCGCUCCGCCUCCGACACCGCUUCCCGCUCCUCGCCGUCGCCUCCGCCGGCGAAGGCCGCGCGGAGGAGGCCGCCGAGAAGAGCGACAAGGCCCGGCAGCUGCAGCGGAGGGUGCUCGUGGGCAUCGCCAUCGGGGUCGGCGCGGGCGGCGUCGUGGUCGCCGGCGGCUGGGUGUUCACCGCCGCCAUGACCGCCGUCGUCCUCGCCGGUGCCCGCGAGUACUUCGGGCUCGUCCGUGGCACCGCCAGCGGCGGCAGCACCCCGCCACCGCGCUACGUGUCCCGCGUCUGCUCCGCCAUCUGCGCCCUCAUGCCCAUCCUUACGCUGUGCUAUGGCCGCAUGGAUGUUCCCCUGACGUUAUCGGCAUUUAUUAUUGCAAUAUCUUUGGUGUUGCAAAGAGGAAACCCCCGUUUCGCUCAGCUAACUAGUUCAGUUUUUGGUUUAUUUUAUUGUGGCUAUCUUCCUUCUUUCUGGGUUAAGCUCCGUUGCGGACUAGCAGCUCCUGCCUUAAAUACAAGUAUAGCACAUAACUGGCCAAUACUUCUUGGUGGGCAAGCUCACUGGACAGUUGGACUUGUAGCAACCUUGAUAUCUAUUACUAGCAUUAUUGCUGCUGAUACAUCAGCUUUCCUAUGUGGAAGGGCAUUUGGACGUACUCCUUUGACUAACAUAAGCCCUAAGAAGACCCUGGAGGGUGCUUUAGCCGGUCUGACUGGCUGUGUGCUUACCACUGUGCUUUUGUCGACUCUCUUUCGCUGGCCAAGAUCGCUGUUGAGUGCUACUGCUUAUGGGAUCCUGAUCUUUCUGGGUUCAUUAUUCGGGGAUCUCAUUGAAUCUCUUAUUAAGCGUGAUGCUGGUGUGAAGGACUCUGGGUCGCUCAUUCCUGGCCAUGGUGGUAUUCUUGACCGGGUCGACAGCUAUGUCUUCACAGGGGCGCUUUGUUACUCCUUCGUCCGAGUAGCUCUACCCCUGUAUGGAGUCUGAUUUACCGCAGCGAGGAAAAUCGGUCUCCUUGUACCUUCAACGACAUUGUCACCCAAUGUAACGUCGUGUUGGGGCCUUGAUGAGAUGGCCAGGAUCAGCUCCCUUGGCUGCACAAUAUGAGAAUUCGGUGGCUGGCUGUAAAGUGGGAUAAGAUCAUAGGAUGUGGCUGCUAACUAAGCGGUGUUUCUUCUUCAUACAGGAUCGAGCUGUUUCUUCUUCGGCGCCAAAAUGGUGAAAACUUGUCACUUUGGUGUACAUAGUUUUUUCUUUUAUUUUUGUAGAGUAAAAAGGGAACGCGGGUGAUUGACUACAAGCUACUACAUAUCUUAAGAUGUGUAUUAAGGUUGUUUAUGGGAUCCUGGUACUUGUUGAUCCCCAAA